Molecule: messenger RNA, 1302 nt
Organism: Aspergillus chevalieri
Lineage: Eukaryota; Fungi; Ascomycota; Eurotiomycetes; Eurotiales; Aspergillaceae
Product: 25S rRNA (uracil2634-N3)-methyltransferase
Exons: 2
Coding region: 1-1302 (433 amino acids)
Biological process (GO): rRNA base methylation
Cellular component (GO): cytoplasm
Molecular function (GO): rRNA (uridine-N3-)-methyltransferase activity
Source: RefSeq, a predicted model, not a curated record
AUGCCUAAGGCAAAGAAAGCACGAAUUGCAGCCGCACAAGGUGACGGUGGUGAUGCGAAAAGAAAAGCCAACGACAACAAGAAGUCCAAGAUGAACACAUUUCCUCGACUAUCGACGAAUGCCAAUAACAAUAAUAAUACCAAGAAAAAUAACAACAAUAACGGUAAUCUACAAAAGAACCAGAGACCAACUGUCCCGUUUGGGAGGAAUGAUCGAGUUUUGUUAAUUGGGGAGGGCGACUUCUCAUUUGCUCGUUCACUCGUCGUCCAGCACCGGUGUCGCAAUGUACUUGCGACGUGCUAUGAUUCUGAAGAUGAGCUGCGCGGGAAGUAUCCCCAGGUAGAGGAGACUAUCCAGGAAAUCCAGAAUGCUUUUCUGAAGAAAGACAAGAAGCGCAAGACAGAUGGUGAUGAAAAUGGUGAACAUGGUGGUCAGCCAAGGACAUCAGACGAGAAAGAUGAUGCAAAUGACGAGCAAGACGACAAGCAAAAAGACACAGAAAAACCGCAAACCAAAAGCAAAAACAACCCCAAAGUCCUCUUCUCAGUCGACGCCCGAAAACUCGGCCACGCCUCUGCUGGAGGAGGAAAAGACGUCAGAAUAGGUUUCCCACGACCACAGCAGCGCAAACGCCCUACGUGGUUGGAGGCUCGUCGUGCUGCCCAUAACGCUAAGAAAAAGAAUGACACCGGGAGCAAAGGCGAAGGGGGACCGUGGGAUAUCAUCUGUUUCAACUUCCCGCAUGUGGGUGGGUUAUCGACGGAUGUGAACCGGCAGGUGCGGUUUAAUCAGGAAUUGCUUGUUGCGUUUUUCAAGACUUGUGUGCCGCUUUUGUCGAGGCCGGUUUAUGAUCAUGAUGUGGGUGAUAAUGAUGAUGAAUUCGAAGAUGAAGAUAAUUGGGGGGAGUCGAGUGAUGACCCUGAUGGAUCUGAUGGGGACGGUAGUGGAAAGGAAAAGAGCAAACCCCGGGCAGAACCGGGACAAAUAUUGGUUACUCUAUUCGAAGGGGAACCAUAUACCCUAUGGAACAUCAAGGAUCUUGCUCGACACGCUGGUCUGAAGGUGGUCACCAGCUUCAGAUUUCCCUGGGCUUCAUACCAAGGUUACUCGCAUGCGCGGACUCUGGGACACAUUGAAGGGAAACAGGGUGGACGGGGUGGAUGGAGAGGCGAAAAUAGAGAUGCUAGGAUGUAUGUCUUUGAGCUUAAAGACGACCACGCAACGUCUCAGUCCAAGACAAAUGCUGGCGCAACAAAGAAGAAGAGGUCAAGAAACGAAUCGGACAGCGAUGAUAGUGAUUAG